This is a messenger RNA of Adineta steineri, 426 nucleotides long. NCBI's taxonomy places the organism in Eukaryota, Metazoa, Rotifera, Eurotatoria, Adinetida, Adinetidae. The record is from the annotation of a GenBank genome assembly.
AUGACAAAGAAACGUCGUAAUAAUGGUCGUAGUAAACAUGGACGUGGCCGUGUUCGUUCAGUUAAUUGUACCAACUGUCGCCGAUUAGUACCAAAAGAUAAGGCCAUUAAGAAAUUGAUCAUUCGAAAUAUUGUUGAACAAGCUGCUGUUAAAGAUUUAAGUGAAGCUAGUGUUUAUACUAAAUAUAUUCUACCAAAACUUUACUAUAAACUACAUUACUGUGUUUCAUGCGCUAUUCAUAGCAAGGUUGUUCGUAAUCGAUCGAGAGAAGCACGACGAAUUCGUACACCACUCUUACGACCACAACAAAAUCGUCAACCAGGUGCAGCUGGUGGAGCUGGACAAGGAAAUACUGGCCCAGGUGGUCAUCGUGGUGGAAAUAAAGAAGCACCACAACCAGCUAAUAUUCCUGUUGCUAAAACAUAA